Arabidopsis lyrata subsp. lyrata is the source of this 1242-nucleotide messenger RNA. RefSeq names its product zinc finger protein ZAT2. The record is from RefSeq and is a predicted model, not a curated record. The coding region runs from base 245 to 1072 and encodes 275 amino acids. NCBI's taxonomy places the organism in Eukaryota, Viridiplantae, Streptophyta, Magnoliopsida, Brassicales, Brassicaceae. The transcript has a single exon.
UAGAAAUUUUUCAUUCAAAUAACAAAGAAAAAUACAGUAACUAUUAAAAGAAAAUAAAAAACAAAUGUAAAUCCGACAAAAUAGGGACAUGUAACAACGAUUGGACAAGUAACUGCCAAGAAACCGUAAAUGAAAGCUAACUUGUUCCUCUUCUACUUAACCCACCAUAACUCCCACUCUUCCAUUUUUUUUUCCUCUCUUUUAGUUUUCUGGUCUCGUCUCUCUAGUAGAGGGAUUCAUAAUAAUGUCGAACACUUCAAACUCCGAUCCCAAUUCCGAUAUCCCAUUUGCUUCCUCCAAUGUAACUCUUCCGAGUUACAAUCAAAACCCAAGAAGAAAACGUACUAAACUCACCAACAACGAAACCGGUUCUUCUUCGUCUUCUCCAAGGCCUAAACCGGUCACGCAACCGGAUCCUGAUGCUUCACAAAUCGCACCAUGUACUGAAUGUGGUAAACAAUUCGGGUCAUUGAAGGCACUCUUUGGACACAUGAGAUGUCACCCUGAACGUCAGUGGCGUGGCAUCAACCCUCCUGUUAAGUAUCAACGUGGGAUCAACGCAACCGCUGCGUCAUCAUCCUCGAGUUGGGAUCUAUCGGAGGAAGAGCAUAACAUAGCCUCUUUAUUACUAAUGUUGGCUAGUGGUGGUGUCUCGACCGGUUCAAGUGGAGUUGAGGGACGGUUUAAGUGUGGUGGUUGUAAGAAAGUGUUUGGGUCACAUCAAGCGUUAGAUGGACAUAGAGAAACACAUAAACAUGUCAAAGGAUGUUUCCCCAUUACAUACACAACCGAAGAUCCUCCUCCUCCUCCUCCUCCUCCUCCUCCUCCUCCUCAAGAGAUCGUUGAUAAAGAUAAGGGCAAGGGUGUGAAGUUGGUCUCAGGCAUGAAUCAUCGAUGUAACAUAUGUUUUAGAGUGUUCUCCAGUGGUCAAGCGUUAGGUGGUCACAUGAGAUGUCAUUGGGAGAAAGAUCAGGAAGAGAAGCAAGUCAAGGGCAUCGAUCUUAAUGUUCCUGCGACGACAUCUUCAGACACAACGUUAGAUUGUUCUUUAGAUCUUAGGUUAGGACUUUGAUAUAUAAUAACAUAAUUAAGCUUAUUGGGUAUUGGCUCUUUUUUUUUAAACAAAACUCUCUCUGUAUAUAUGUGUGAUGAUUUGUAUGAUGAACGUAUAGAUUGGGGUAUUUUAUUCUAUAUAUAACUUAAUUAGUUGAUGAAAUGCCACAAGUGUUAUUUAAUAAAUGU